GUGCAAAGAGGAAACUCCACAUUCGGUCAACACGGUUCCAUUUUGCAUGGUGGAGAGAGUGGGAACAUGCUGCAGGAAGGAAGGGGGGGUUUAUGUUAUGCCAAUGGACAAAUCGGUCGGUUUGGAAUGACAUUAUGUCAAACGUUAAUCCACCCCACUCGGAGGACCACCCCAUCGUCGUCGUCGUCGUCGUGUGUGCGAAGGCCAACUCAUGUUCGCGCAAGAUGGAUGGUCACGGGGCGGGAUGUUGGAGAAAAAAAGGGUAUCAUGGAAACGACGGUGCGGGAAAUUGUGAAACACCAACACCACAAGCGGAUUACCAUGGGAUCUAGGGAUGUGGGAUUAACAUCCCUUUCCGUUCAUCCCCCCCUCCCCUAUACAGGGGGCGGGUAGGUUGUCUAAUGAGGGACAUCAACCUUCCGGACGGGAGGUUGUAUUGGAGCGUUGUUACCACAAAACGGCAAAAGCCGGACGUCACUCAUGUCCUUGCUCCCGUUUUGCUCUUGGUGAGUUUUUCUUUGUUUGGUGGUGUGUUUGCAUCUCGCCCGUCAGGAGAACAGUGGGCAAGUAGUAUGGGUGUGCUUAGAACUGUCAUCCAUUUGACAGCUCGCCGUGUGUCGGCUUUAGCGUUUUGUGCGUUGUAUGGCGGUGCUGUCAGCGGCAAACAACAUCGCUGAUCAUUGUUUUCCGUCCGGAGACGAAUAGGUAUUGCCGUGUGCUUCUAAAACCACAGCAGAAGUUGAUGGACACUUCAACGCUAAACAACAAAGUGAAGCAAGAAGCAAUUGUUCGAUAGUGGUCUUCGUGGCGGUUCGGUUGAAUUGUUUGAUUGAUGUUUCGGUUACAGCGCACCACCUGACGCUAGAAGGCGCGUGUUUUUUUUGCGUUGUGUUGUAAAUGUUAUUGCUUCAACGAAGGAAGACAACAAGCAAAGAAGAAAGGAAGUGAUACGAAGAAAAUAUACUACGUCGCACUUGGUCGCACUACUCCACGACACCGGUGGAGGCCAAACGCACAUCCUGCUAAGGAAACUGUGCUCUGGAAAGGGCACAGGCGCAACACGUCUGUAUGUGUGCUUCGUUGUGCGUAUGUUCACGCGCUUGUGUAUGUGUGUGUGUACAGUGCUGUGUAGUGUAGUGUGAGAUCUUCGUACAGCACACAACCCCAGUAUAGUAUUUGUUUACAUGUGCUUUUGCUGCCCUUAGUUGGCAGCUUCGAUCGAUCGUUCUAUUUUAUCGUAUUUUUUUCGUGUGUCGUCGCCACUGCCGCCGUCCAUGGUUCCACGGCAUCGGUUGGAAAAUAUCGUAGCAAUAUAGUGUAGCAGAAAACCGAGUGGCUCACAGAGCGCGUUGUGUCGUAUCAGUAGCAGCCUGUAGCCAGCCAAGCACCCCGAAAAAUAUCGCCGCAGUUUGCCGCAGUUGUUCCGUACCGUCGGUCGUAGUGACGCCGCACAUCUUUGUCAUCUCGGGCGGGUUGGGCUAACGAUGGCAAUGAUGGUGAUGGUGAUGCUGGUGUGCAAUAAUCGUAGUAGCAGCGCCCGUAGCCGUAGCAACAACAACAACAACGACGUACACCGCGGCAGCAAGCUGCUAGUGUCGUGAUAGUGGUGGAAUUGAUUUCUCGUAGUGCGUGCGUGUGUUUGUGUGUGUAUGCGCUGCUGCUUGGGCGAAGAGUUUAAGAUCCGCCUGUCCAUCUGGUCACAACCCGCGCACCACGCAACUCAGUGCGGAAAAGCGGAAGUGGUGAAAAAGUGCAAAAGCAAAAGAAAAGUUUAGAGAAGAAAAGCGAAAAAGCAAGAAAAUUCCCGCAGUGUGUGCUAGGCACAGUUAUCACAUGUGUGCGUAUGUGUGUGUAUGUUGUGCUAUUUGUAUGUGCCCCGGGGCGUUAGUGUACCAUACUGAUUCGCGCGUUUACGGCGGAUCGUGCUAAGAGUAUUGUUUACGCGACAACGAUCGCGGUCCCAAACGGGAGUGUGCGUGCGUGCGUUUUGGUGCAGCAAGUGAAAGGGUCACCGCGUAAUAGUGUGACCGAUCGGCUGUGUCGAGUCGAGUACGGGAAUACGGGAAAAGAAAGGAAAACUUUGUUUUUUUCUUUUAAUUGGUAAACCCCCCCCCUUCCCCGCUCCCAUCAAUCCGUGCUCCCCCGCGUCCUCAUUGUAUCCGUUGUGUUAUACCCGUGUUUAAUGUGUGUGUGUGUGUGCGCGUGAAAAUGUAUGUAUGCCACGAUAAUGAUGGCGGUUGCGAAUGUGAUGAUUGAUAAGAAUGUUGUGCGACCGUCCACAUCGUCAUCGUCAGCGCCACCAGCAGCAUUAUCAUUCCCGUCAUCAGCCGCGCGCCGUGUGUGGUAGUGUGCUGCGGUGCAAAAGUCAUCCAAUUUACCAAAUCCCUUUGCGUCUCGUCGGCGGCGGCUUAGUGGCGAUACUGAGUGUGCGUUUGUGUGUUUUGGGGCGAGGAGAACGGCCUCUUUGUGUAUCCGUGGGCGGUGUGUGUGUGUGUAUGAUUAAGGUGAACCGCUGAUUCGCACACAACACAACAGCAGCAACUCCCCGACACGGAACGGUGUACGAGCCAAAGGUACAUCGAAUUUUACUCACACAGUAGCAGCGGCGGCGGCUCCAGGCAACGAUCAACACGCCGGCAGCAGGAAGUGCUAAACCAUUUCCUCCAAAAACCCGGAACCGAACCGCGCAUAUUUCGUUGUCGGGCCCCCCCGGGUUAGUGGCACACUGCUCUUUGCUGGAGACACGCUACCUUUCGAAAACGGCCGCACUCUACAGCGUUAGGAUAGCAACAAAAUUAGUAUGGAAAAAGCAAAGGCAUACAUCAAAAACGAAUUACGUGGGGGCUCCCUAGCGCAACCGGAGCCCCCGCCACCACCGUCGCACCAUCAACACCACCAGCAACAGCAUCAGCAGCAACUGCCUCAACAGCACCAGCCGGUUCCAAACUCCUCCGCCCAUCCGUAUCAUCCGCACCAGCAGCAUCUGCAACAUGGGCAAUCAGCAACGUCGCAUCCAGCACAUCUGCUGCCGGUAGUGUCACAGCACAGUACACCGGUCUCAGCUGCUGCCUACCAUCCGCACCACCCAUCGGUGGGUUCCCGUUCACCCUCGGUCGUGUCGAUGGACGAUCCGGCCAACAUUUGUUACGUGUGCGGUGCCCAAGGCGCACAGGACAAAUACUACCUGCGGGUACGCCAGAACCCGGACAAUCCGAACGAACCGCACUUUCCACUGUUAGAGUCACACACACCACCCGCCGGCGUACCUGCCUGGACACCGGCCAAAGUAGGAGUCAGGUCCUGUUACCUGUGCUUCACGACCUUUGCCCAGCAGUGGGAUUAUCAUGAACGGGAGGGCAAACCACUCUCCCAACGGUUGUACUGGUUAAAGCGCACGGAUGACAAAAACUACAUCGGUGCGGAGAUGAACAGCCAGGGCGAGUAUGCGGCACAGGUGCUGGGAUUAAGCGCGGACCAUCUCGGUGGUGGUCCACCACCACCCGGUGGAUACGGAGGUGGUGCACCACCCCAAUCUGCGGGUGGUCGUCUAGUGUCCGAAAGUCCACGUUCCUCCCAGUCACAGGCAUCAGGAGCACCGUCCGUGCCCUACCCUCUACCUACGCUACCGCGCAACGAAAGUCCUCUUCGGGGGGCACCACCACAGCGGAAUGAAUCACCUCAUUCGAAGGGUGAUGGAGGUGGUUCUAACACUACCACCGCACCACCGUAUCAUCCCGCGAAGCGCUUCCUCGAAAAUCAUCUCGCAAGCCAGCAAGCAGGCGUGGGAGCCGGAACGAACGCGGCCACCAACACCGUCCAAUCGCAACAGGGCCCAACGUCGCGUCCCUCGAGCCGGAACGAGAAGUCAACUACACCGCGUCCGGGUACGCACGAUAAUCCGUCACCGGUACCAUCGCCUGCCGGUGCGAACUUGCGCUUCGAUGGCCGGAAGAUGUCGUCCUUUGCGCAUCACAAGCUCAAAAUGGUGAACUACAAUAAUGCGGGUUCGGAGCCACACCACAGAAAUCAUCAGCAUCUCGGCACGGCUGGUCCACUGUCGUCGUCGUCCACCUCCUCACAUUCGACCCAGCAGCAGCAGCAACAGCAACAACAGCAACAACAGCUGCAUCAUCUUCGGCUGGAGGAAGAAGGAGCGUUGGAUCUGCGGAAUUCGGCCACCGGGAGUGUUGGUGGUGGUGGCGGCGUGAGUACAUCUUCGGUGGGUGGUUUGCUUCCGCUCGGACUGGCUGACGAGAAUAGUUUGCGUGGAAGUGGCAGCAAUAGCAAUGGUAGUACCGGCAGCACUGGCACGGACAUUCUCGAUCUCUCGAUGCCGGACAAGAACUCAAUGACGGAGGUGUGCUAUGUGUGCGGUGAUGAACAUAGACGAGGUAGUUUGAUGGAAAUCGCCACCGUCAAACCGAAGGACGUAAAGGACCAGGAAAAGCCCUAUUUUCCAAUAUUCGACGAAACGCACGCUAGACCGGCCCGGUCACGUCCGAAAGACCCGAAAGGAAUGGUACAGGCAUGCAAGGCAUGUCACCAGUAUCUGCUCAAUCAGUGGCAACAGUUCAACAUUCGUUCAAUACCCGAGGCUCAGCGGAAGUAUCAGAUCCGGAAACGCCAAAACACUCAGGAACGGUCGGCUACGUUCGUGUGCUACACUUGCGGUACCGAUACGCCGUCCUCGCAACUACGCUUAGUGUACUGCUGCCCGAAUGCGGAACGGGAACCAUACUUUCCGUUCAUCAAGUCCCUGAAAGCACCGACCAAUGCUAGUCCAAUAAGUCCACAGGGGAUGGUGCAAAUAUGUUCCACGUGCAAUAAGAAAAACGCCCACCGGGCGGAGGGCGGCACUGUUAGCAAUGUGGACGAACGUUAUCCGUCUCCGACGAAAAUGACGUCUAGUGUGAUAAAUGAGGUUGUACGAUAUAAGCCUUAUGAAUUUGCCUCCGCUCUAUCUGGGGGACCGCUGCGGGACCAGAAGGGCAGUCGAAGAGAUUCAAGACCAAAUACACCACCUCACCUUCAAGGGCCAGUAGAAAACGGCCACGGUCAUCAAUGUACCAUUUGUAAGAAUACGUUCCCCGCCACAUCGAUGGAAUAUCUGUCCACUAGUGCCGAGCAUAUGAACUCGCAUGCGAUGCACUUUCCCUGUCUCAAGGGAAGCAACGAUCAGAGCCGUGUGUUGGCGUGCAAGAACUGUGUCGACAAGCUAACGAUCCAGUGGGAAACGAUGGAUGCCCAGCGUGUACCGCUCGAGCACCGGAAGUACAUUAUCCCUUCGCCAACGCCAAAUUCGGCUUCAAUAUCACCAGGUGGUGGAAGUCUUGUACGGCCACAAUCUAGCGUCGGUGGUACGCCACCGUCCACACCGGCUUCUACCGUUCCAAGUACCUCCGUGUACUGUUUCAUCUGCGGGUUACAUUCGGAACUGAGCUUUGCCCGGUUACUGUAUGCCAACAAGGAGGGAUCUCGGCCUUACUUUCCGUUCCUGUUACAGCACAAGUCACCGCACAAUGCUGAGCAGUUGCGCGGUGACAGUUCGGCGCUGGUCUGUACAUUCUGUUAUCACUCACUGCUGAACCAGUGGCGAAAGUACGAGGCGCAAAGUAAUAUUCCUCCACCGAGUGAGCGUGAGUACAACUUUCACGAUUACUGUUGCCAUCUUUGCGGCAUAACGACGUACCGGAAGCGUGUCCGGGCGUUACCGAUACGGGAGUACCCGUUCGUAGCUAACCGAAAGUGUGAUGGCAUACUGCUGGAGAACGGUGAUUACGCAGUGGUAUGCCUGGACUGUUAUGAAAGUUUAAGGCAACAAUCGGCCGAGUACGAUCGGUUCGGAGUGGCAAUUGAAAAGCGAGAAUACAAUUGGGUUGCUCAACCACCACCACCUGAGGAUAGCCCGGAAGUAUCGGUGGCGCGUCUACCGAGCGGGGAGCGGUCUGAUAAGGCGAUCAAGAAUUCUCAAGGAGGACUUCGUUCGGCACCGAACAAGAAAAAUUGUUCACCGAAGGUCGCAAACGAUAAGCGGGAUGCAUUACAAUCGAAACUAGCACAAAAACGUCCCGUCACCAGUCCAGCGCCGCCCGUUCUUCCCUCCACCCAGCAACUGCUACACCAUCCGUCUUCCUCCCCACAUUCGAAUCACCUGCUCAGUGGUCCGAACCAUCUUCCGCCCGGUGCUUCGCCGGGACUGGUUCCACCGCCACCACAGCAGACCCCGCUCGGUGUACCGUCGGUGGCGCACGGUGGGACGGCUGCUAUACAUGCUUCGCCUAACGCCCAAAACCCUUCAUCCGGUGGACGCAGUAGUAGUGGUGCUGGUGGUGGAGCUGGUGCAGGUGGUGGUGGCGGUGGUGGUAGUGCAGGGUCGUUUGCAGCUGCACUGCGAAACCUCGCCAAGCAAGCGGACGUCAAGGAGGACGAACCGGGGUCCGGUGCGGGUGGUGCUGGUGGUGUAGGUGCACCCGGCGGCGGCAGUUCCAGCGGAGGUCCUGGCCCAGGAGGUGGAGGUGGCGGGGGUGCGGGUGGAGGAGGAGGAGGUGGCAGAGACAGAGAUCAUCGUGAUCGGGAUCGUGAGCGUGGUGGAGAUGGCAGUGGGAUGCAAAUGGUGGACGGUCGCGGAAAUUCAAUGUCCUCGAUGGUGGUGGAUAGACGAGAAGAUUCGAGGGGGAACAUCAUUAGCGACGGAAGGAUACGAAGCGGUGACGGACGGGAUGGUCGGGGCGGAGGUGUUGAUGGGGCGAAGAAGCAACAUCAACAGCAGCAGCGUUCCUCACCACAACCACCAGAGAAGAUGCCGCGUUUAAACCCGCCCAGUUCGAAUACUAUCCAGUCGGAACUGUUGGCCCGCAGUGGGUUCCAGCCGUACAGACCGGACGAUCGGCUCGCCCAUCCUGCCGGAGCAUUUCCCAUUGAUGCAUAUUCAGCUUUUGGAUCCAUACCCGGCAUGCCUCCAGCAAAUCUCUUCAAUCCGGCAGCACUAGCGUAUCACGAUCCGGCCAUCUAUUUGGAUCCACGCUACCAGAUGCUCCGGGCAGGCCACCACUCGGCGGCGGCUCAUCCCCUCUAUCCGUCCCUUCCCUAUCCGACAAACCUGUACGGUAUGCUGCCCGGGAUGGGAAUGCAAAGCAUCCACGAGCGUAUGAAGCUCGAGGAGGAGCACAGGGCUGCCCGGUUGCGUGAGGAAGAACGUGCCCGCGAGCAGGCCCGGGAAGCAGCGAUCGAGCGUGAAAAGGAGCGCGAGCUUCGAGAGCAGCGGGAACGCGAGCAGCGCGAGAAAGAACAACGGGAAAAGGAGCAACGCGAGAAGGAGGAGCGCGAACGGCAGCAGCGGGAAAAGGAGCAGCGUGAACGUGAGCAGCGCGAAAAGGAGCGCGAGCGUGAGGCGGCUCGCGAGCGGGAACGUGAGCGGGAGCGGGAGCGAGAGCGUGAGCGCAUGAUGCACAUGAUGCCUCACACGCUGCCCCGACCGUUCUUCUCGAUACCGGGUCUACCGCCUGGUUUGUCGACACCGCUCGGGCUUGGUAUGCGGCCCCAGGGUGGCCCACUCGGGUUGCCCUCGCAUCAUCCGCUGCAUCCAUCGCUGGGACUAAGCAUGGGUCUCGGGUUGCCACAAGUGCCACAACCACCGUCGGCCUCAUCCCUCAAUCUGUCGCAUCCGUCUGCGGGUAUGGUGCCGCAACCACCGCCACCGGGCAGCGCACUCGGUCAUCCAUCCAUACCGACCAGCCUGGCAGCGGCAGCGGCCGCCUAUAGCCACAGCAUCGCAUCCACGAUGAGCUCCUACCACUCGUCGAUGGCACACAUCGGUGGGUUGAAUCUGUCCCACACGGCGGCGCUGGCAAACGCCCAGAACCUCAGCCUGGCCGGUCACAUUCCGCCACCGGCGCACGGUUCGAUGAACCUGUCCGCCGGUGGAUCACCGGUAGCGGUCGUAUCCUCCCCCAACAGUGGUCACCAUCUUGCACCGUCGCCGCACCACCUCACGUCACCGCAUGGUGCACCGCUCGCCCUAACGUCCAGCAAAUCAUCCACCCAUCCGUCACCGCAUCCGGCCACCAGAGCUUCACCGUCGUCACCGGUUGUGGCGACGAGCAGCAGCAGUAGUACAGCGGCCCCGAACAGUGCGGCGGCACCCCAUCCAUACUAUACGGCCGCCGCAAUGGCAGCAGCAGCGGCGUCUCCGCUAUCGCUCAGCAGCAAACCACCCCACCCCCAUCCGGGCCUUUCCUCACACUCGCCGGUGGGUGGUGGCGGUGGAAGCCAUCAUCUGCAUCAUCUGCAUCAUCAUCCGGCGCCACCGCCCGGUUCGCAUCCGGGAGCACAAACGCAACCGCCGCUCUCGCAACAUCCGCCGGGAGCGAGUGGACGUAGCAGUGCGGUCAUAACGCCACCAACCACACACCAUCAAGCGGUGGCGGCGGCCCAUCAUCACCAUCUUCAUCAUCAUGCGGCAAUGGCUGCUGCUGCAGCCGCUGCAGCAUCACAGGAACGCGCAUCAGCCCAACAGCAGCAGCAUCGCGGAUCAUCGGCUCCCCAUCGAGUGGAACAGCCAAUUGCUAAUGCGCCACCCUCAUCGGUACCAUCUUCCGUCGCGGGUCCACCUGGUCCACCAGUGUCAGUAGCAGCAGGAACCACGGAACACAGUGUAAAUAGUACAAACGUCGCUAGUAUUAACAGUACCACCAACAGUUCGACCGUUGGACCGACUGGCAACGGUAAUACGGAUUCGGUUGGCAAAUCGCGCUCUCCGACAGGUGUUACCGUAGUUCCCGAUUCCCAUAACAGCACAAACGUGAUUAAAUCAACCGCUAGCAGUGAAUCGGAGACAGUUGGUGGAGGUGGAGGUGCUGGUGUGAUUAAACGCUCCGGCUCAUCUUCGCCGGGAACGCGGGAAAGCCCUGGAGCACGUGCAGGAACGCCCGGUGGGGAAGCGCACGAAACGAACGGUGGCGGUAGCAGUACGAUGGCGGAAUCGCGCCCAGUUUCACGCAGUGCCACAGACGAAGCGUCCAAGGAUAGCAUUGUGGUGAAGGAAGACAGAACGGCGGCCCCCAUUGCAGGAAACACUCCUGCCGAUGCGAAGGAAAACGCAAAGGAAUCACUAUCGAACAAUCACGGAUCGAGCGAUAAUGGAGCGGUGGAUAAGCAUCGGCAGCAGCAAUCUACACCGCCCGGGUCUGCGAUAGCGAUCAACAGUAAUGGUAGUGCGGGUGGCCCACAGAACACAACUGCCGGAUCACCGGAUGCAGCUGCAACGGCCAAGAGCGGUGGCAGUCCAGCAGAAAUGAUCGGUGCGGGAACGACACACGAAAGACGAUCACCAUCGAUACCGAACAACAGCACAGCAGCGGCAGCAGCCGUCACUGCAACGCCCACAGGUACAACCGCCGGAACCACACUAGUGUCGACGACAGGUAAUAGCAAAGGACUUGUCGACACAUCACAACAGGAAGAUCGUCACGCAAAAGAACAGCAAGCGGUAAUAGCAGCGCCCGCGUCAAAGCGCGAUCGUCGAACAUCGUCCGGACCACCACACCCGGAACUACCACCGGAAGCACCGACAGAAAAGCUCGAUAGUAGUGGUGGUGGAACGGAAAAUGGAAAGAAAGCAUCACUGGUAGGGAGUGAGCGUAGUGAAGCGACACCUGCCGUCGUGAUAGAGGGAGCUUUAAACAAUGGUGCACGCGGUGGGGACAGUAGGUGAGGGACGUGGACAGGAUUUUUGGGAUGAUAGGGAUCAACAAUUAGUGGAACACAUUUGUUCCUCUCACAAGCGAUUCCUGAUAACUGCGUUCGUUCUUCUGCUGUUGCUUACCAGAGUUCGUUCUCUGGUAAGAUGAUGUACUGACAGAGGCACGUAAGCAUUGCAAGCUUGCAUUUAGUCAUGGUUAUCUUUGGUGAAGAGAUUUCGCACAAUCUUUAGCAAAACUACCAUGGUUCUACGGGUGAUCUCUGAUGUAGAUAUGAGCUGUAGAUGAAAUUCUAGAAGAAGCGUGGUCCUCUGUGGCGUAAUCAUCCGUUUACUGGAAAGGCAAACGACUUAACAGCACACAAACAAGAAUAACGAUGAUGGGAAAGUACUAUUUCCUUGAAAAUUUUGCACAAAUCAAAUGCAUCCCGUGAGUCCUGGAUGUUAGUUAAGCAAUUGGGAGAGUGGCGGAUAGUAGUGAUCGUAUAUUCUUCCAUUUUUCUUUCGGACUUAUCAAUUGUACAUACGGCACAUUUUGUCAAUCGAAAUUGGACAAAACAGUUAAAGCUUAAGCUCCCCCGGAACGUGCUUGCUUUGGUACAUGCAUACAAUAUAGGAGAGCGGGGUCACUAGCGAACCUUUGGCAAUGGUUUGUGGAACGGACAUGUAGUUAGUUGAUAAGAAUUGUAGGUUAGGAAAACAAAAAAGAUCGAAACAAAGAAAUCGUACACAGAAGUUAAAGAUGCUGAUGUGAGAAGCGAAGAAUGCAUCGGGUAGUUCCAUUGGUGCCCUACCAAUAAGGUUUUAGUUAGUAAACUGUUCUUUUAAUCCCUGUUCUUCUCAUUCUUUCUGUCGCUGUCCUUCUAUCUCACACACACACACACGCGCGCGCAUGCAUAAAAACAGACGGAUCUUAUUUUUUGUUAGCUACUUCUGAUUUGAAGUCCGAAGAUGAUGGUCUAACUAAUGUUCACAACUUGUGUGCGAAAACAUUGAUGUUGCGCAAAGAGGGUGCAUAUAGGAGACAAACAUUAUAUUACAAAUGAAGCCCGUUUUCUCCCGCCUUCUGUGUUUUACUCGUCAGCUGAAACAUACGAGCCACAACGAUCACAUUUCCAUUCGAUCGAUAUGCUCCCAGUACUAGUGCUAAUUUUCUUUACCAAACCACCUCCUUCCCGUCCCACAUACACACACACACACUCUACUAACGCGGUGUACAGGGAAGUGAGAAACAAUUUAGACAGGAAGAUGUACGAUUAUUACCAUUACCUACUACAACUACUAUUAUUAUUAUUAUUAUAAUUAUUUUAUUCCUACUUUUACGGCGCAUAUCAUUAUGCUUACAAAACGAUCUACAAGUACAUACGAUACAUAAUACGAACCCGAUUGCAGUACAGUAGCGUAAACGGUAGAAAUACAAAACAAAGCAAGAACAUACUUUAGUGUUUGAUGUGUUUGUACAACUGUGUCCUCUAUUAAUGAUUAGGGUAAUAAAUGAAUUGCUUUAAAAUCUUUCGUAAACAGAAGCAAAUAAAACAUAACGGUAGAGUGAGUCAUACGAAACAGAGAGAUAGAUAGAGAGAAAGAAUAGAAGAGGAAAACAGACAAAUGAAAUGGAAACAGAUUUUCUUCUUUUUUGUUUGUUUGUUUAAUAAGCUUAAGUUGCCACACAACACCCAAUGUGUGGAUAGACAAGAAGCGAAGAAUAAUGGUACGAUGACGGGAAGACCAGUGACGAAGAGAUGAGUGAAAUUUAGGGGCACGGUUGUAUGUGCGUUGGAAAAUAGAAAGGUAUGAAGAAAGCAAUUUCGCCAAUGAAAUACGAAAGAAAGAAAAAAAAAAUAGUUGACUGCGUCUAGGCAAUUGUGUAAUGAAAUGUUUGGGCAUGAGGAAACAAAAGCAAAAGGAUACGGCUAGAAAUUUGAAGAGAUAAAGUAGCAAACGGGGAACCGACAAAAAGGAAAACACACACACGCAUACACAAUAAUCAAAAGCAUACCAUCAAUUGUAUAA
This is a messenger RNA of Anopheles funestus (African malaria mosquito), 11710 nucleotides long. RefSeq lists its product as uncharacterized. The coding region runs from base 2801 to 9712 and encodes 2303 amino acids. The record is from RefSeq and is a predicted model, not a curated record. NCBI's taxonomy places the organism in Eukaryota, Metazoa, Arthropoda, Insecta, Diptera, Culicidae. The transcript has 16 exons.